AUGGGGACCUACACCCGCACGCAAAAAAUCCUGGAAGACAUGGAACGGAACUCUCGUCUCUGGCCCUUGACGCGCUACAUGAACUCCUAUCGUAAAUGCAACCCUGUGGUGCACAGCGAAGUCGAGGUCUUCGAGCACUUUUACAAGCACAAGCUCAAGUUCCUCGACAGUGACCGCUACGUGUACUCCAGCAAGCCUGCUUGUUUCGCCUGCCCGCUGUACUUUGAACACCACCCUGCCACAAUGGUCAUUACGGAAUCACACGAGAAGGUCUACCUCAGCUGGGGUCCGCCCACGAUUACGGACUUUCGCAAGGGUGACCUCGCGUCGAAUCGGCAGCAGGAUCUGAUGAUCAAGAUUACGCUGGCGGCAAGAAAUGAGGCAUUGGGGUAG
This is a messenger RNA of Cordyceps fumosorosea ARSEF 2679, 393 nucleotides long. RefSeq lists its product as hypothetical. The coding region runs from base 1 to 393 and encodes 130 amino acids. The transcript has a single exon. The record is from RefSeq and is a predicted model, not a curated record. Lineage: Eukaryota; Fungi; Ascomycota; Sordariomycetes; Hypocreales; Cordycipitaceae.